CACACACACACAGGAUGGUGCAGAAAGGCCAGAGCUGUCGUCUCCUCAUCAGCUGCAUGAUGUUUAUCGCGCUAACAGUCGCUCAUGGUCAGGAGAGCAAGAGGCGUGCGGUGACGGAGCAUCAGUUGAUGCAUGAUCGCAGUCGCUCCAUUCAGAGUCUAAAGAGACUGAUCUGGCUCUCUAGCGCCAUCGAGAGGCUGCACACAGCAGAGACGCGUUCCUUAUCCUCCUCUCUCUCCUUCAGCAACAGUGAUGUUGAUGAUGAUGAGAGUAAUGAUGAGGAUUCUUCUAGAUAUCACCCUGUGAUAGACAGCAGUGUCCACCAGGGGGCGCUGGAGCUGCUGCUAAGAGACAUGUACAGGGCCCAGGCUCCAUCAGGGAGAAACCAGAAAGCCAACAUUCUGCAGUAACUCCAGCUCACAGAGAGGAGCGACAGCUCGCACCAGGACCAACGGGCAGAGGGGUUCACGCAGGCUCUUCAGAAAACCACAGGAGUGAACUGUAAGCCAAAAUGACACAAAAAAAACCCUAAAAAAAAAAAACUACAACGCAAAAAGAAUGACUACCAAAUACCAACACCAACUCUACCUGAGUGGAAAGACACCCAAAGAAAACGAAACUUCAUGCAACAGACAGAAAAUAGAUAGAAUUAAAAUCCAAAUAAAUAAUAAACUGCAAUACAUCCUACAAAACCUGAAAACUAAUUCUUAUACUUGGCCCAGAAACAUUUAUAAUAUCAGUAAAAAUAAUAUCUGUAUAAGUAACUGAAGAGAAGCCUGAGCGCAGCGUCUGUCCUUCACUCGUCUGCAGGAUUUACUCAGUGUGAUGUCACUAAUCAUUUGUACAUCAUGUAAAACAGAAACUGUGAGCUCAUAAUGUGGAACUGUGUGAUGAAAUGGAAAACUCUGUGUGUUUAAUUAGAUCUACAAUAAACUUGU
This is a messenger RNA of Clarias gariepinus (North African catfish), 938 nucleotides long. It is a transcript of the gene pth4, whose product is annotated as parathyroid hormone 4. The transcript has 3 exons. The record is from RefSeq and is a predicted model, not a curated record. Gene Ontology annotation, biological process: osteoblast development; adenylate cyclase-activating G protein-coupled receptor signaling pathway; bone mineralization. Gene Ontology annotation, molecular function: peptide hormone receptor binding; hormone activity. Lineage: Eukaryota; Metazoa; Chordata; Actinopteri; Siluriformes; Clariidae. The coding region runs from base 15 to 410 and encodes 131 amino acids. Gene Ontology annotation, cellular component: extracellular region.